Molecule: messenger RNA, 367 nt
Organism: Selaginella moellendorffii
Lineage: Eukaryota; Viridiplantae; Streptophyta; Lycopodiopsida; Selaginellales; Selaginellaceae
Product: golgin candidate 6-like
Exons: 3
Coding region: 32-352 (106 amino acids)
Biological process (GO): membrane fusion; intracellular protein transport; endoplasmic reticulum to Golgi vesicle-mediated transport
Cellular component (GO): ER to Golgi transport vesicle membrane; endoplasmic reticulum; Golgi stack
Source: RefSeq, a predicted model, not a curated record
GAAGGUUUCGAAGUGAAUAAGGAGAUAGACAAUGACGACAUCCCUCUCUUUCAUUUCUUCCAAUUUGAUACCUUGUUUAGUCUUUAUUAUCUAUCCUGUGCUCAUUGGUGUGCUCAGAGACGAUCGUGACGACGUAGACAUGGUCCGAGGAGCGCUGGAAACGCUCGUUACUGCUUUAGGCAACGCGACUCAAGAUGAUCACGGGCAGCUUUCUCCUGGUCUUGUGAACUGUGAACUUCUUGCAAGAGAGCAGAACAUCGUUGCGUUGCUUUUGAGUUUGCUGGAGGAGGAGGAUUUCUACGUCCGGUACUAUGUUCUUCAGCUUCUUACGCGAGUUUCACCAGCUAGGUGAGUUGCUGUCGCAAGC